AGGCUUAGCCUGUGCAGUCCGCAAUCCUUGUCCAGCCCCAUGGCGCCGCGGCCGCUGGGUACCCUGGUGCUAGCGCUGGGCGGUGCCGCGGCCGUGCUCGGCUCGGUGCUCUUCAUCCUCUGGAAGGCCUACUUCGGCCGCGACCGGGAGCAGCGCUGGGACCACAGCGAGGCCUGGUGGGGCGUGGAGCCUGCCCGCCUCCCCGAGUGGGACCUCGAGGAAGAGGAGCCGGCGCUGGAGGAGCUGGAGGAGCUGGAGCAGCGCGAGGUGCUGGUGCUGGGGCUGGACGGCUCCGGGAAGAGCACGUUCCUGCGCGUGCUAUCUGGGAAGGCGCCCCUGGAUGGCCAUGUCCCCACCUGGGGUUUCAACUCCGUGCGGCUGCCCACCAAGGACUUCGAGGUGGACCUGCUAGAGAUUGGUGGCAGCCAAAACCUACGCUUCUACUGGAAAGAGUUUGUGAACGAGGUGGAUGUGCUGGUGUUCCUGGUGGACUCGGCUGACCGGCUGCGUCUGCAGUGGGCCCGGCAGGAGCUGCACAAGCUGCUGGACAAGGACCCUGACCUGCCUGUCGUCGUCGUGGCCAACAAGCAGGACCUGAGUGAGGCCAUGAGCGUGGUGGAGCUGCAGCAGGAGCUGGGCCUGCAGGCCAUUGACAGCCAACGCGAAGUGUUCCUCUUGGCGGCCAGCAUUGCCCCUGCAGGGCCUGGCUUCAAUGAGCCUGGCACCGUGCACAUCUGGAGGCUGCUCCUGGAGCUUCUCUCCUAGGCUGGAGCCCUCUGCUCGGCACCCCACCCUGGACUCAGUCCUGCUGCUGCUGCUGCUCUUGCUUCUUUAUCGCUGCCCAGGGCCUGAGGUGGAGUCGCGGCAGCACUUCCCUUCUCUCCUCCCCUCAGGAAGGGCUUGUUAGGGCCAAAAACCUUGCAGAAAGCCUUCCUGGAGAGGUGGCUGUGGGGCUGAAGCAGGGAGGGAGGAGGGAAGGCAGAGGGUGGGACAGGAUCAUGUCCUGCUCAUCCCAGACUGGAAUGGUGACCCAGCCUUCCACAGUGAAGACCUCACCUCUCUUACCUGGACAGUGAGACGCUCAAGGCUCUGUCCUUGCCUCACUGCAUUCCUGGGGUUGGAAGGACCAUAUAGAUGUUAGAGGUACUCCAGGAGCCACCAGGUCUCCCGGUCCCAACUGUUCCUUCCUGGUGACGUGUGGGCAGGUUAUGGGCAGCACCCAUGAGCCCUGUCUCCCAGCUCUGCGUUGUACUCCAGCCCCAGCUCUGCCUAACUCGCUGUGGCCUUGUGUAGUCUCUCUGCCUUUCUACACCUGAGGCCAUCAUUUUUAAAGGGAGGUGAUUUCCAUGGUCUUUUCUGACUUGGACUGAGCCCUGGUGGUGCAGUGGUUAAGUGCUUGGCUGCUGAUUGAAAGAUUGGCAAUUUGAACCCACCAGCCGCUCCGCAGGAGAAAGAUGUGACAGUCUGCUUCCGUAAAGAUUUCAGCCUUGGAAACCCUAUGGGGCAGUUCUACUCUGUCCUGUAACAUUGCUACGAGUUGGAAUUGACUCAGUGGCAGUAGGUUUUUUUUUCUUUUGACUUGGAGUUGUAUUUCUGAGAGAUAAGAAGUGUUAGAACAAACCUGGAGAUCCUAGCAAGGAGCUUUCUGAAGACCUCCCUGCUUCCCCCUGAGCCAAGACUGGCCUGCCAGCCUCUCUUGACUACAGAAUAAGAGACAUUCACCCACCAGUCAGAAAAACAGAAGGCUGUUUUUAUCUUUCCUAAUCUGGAGACAGGAGCUGCUGCUCUCGCAUUAAGCACUAACUGUGCCAAUGUCCAUGUUUACAUGAGUCUGGGGAAGGGAGGUGCCCGUAUUCCCGGGAGAAGACUGUCCAUGGGAGCUGGAUGUCUGCCUCAGACCUGCAUUUUAUUUAUUUAUUUAUAAAGGUAUAGGCCAGAGUUCUAGGCUUUAUUCUUCGGUGCUGUUAAUCAAAACCCCAGAUGAUUAUCAUGGAAAAUUUGGAAAUAGCUGGAAUCAUGAGACAGCUGUAGGUCCCCCAUCACCUGUCACCUGGCCUUUGAGCAAUCUGAUAUCGUAAUGCUUCACAUUGAUCCCCAGUGAACUUAAACUCCAUCCUUGGCCCAGUAUGAAGGAUGCAGAACCCUUCUGUAUAGAUAACAGAUGAUCCCGGGAGAGGACAUUUCUAUUAUGUGAAUACAAGUGAAAAAGAAACCUUCGUGUGGGGAUGUUGCAGAGCAAGCUGCAGGGCAGCCUCAGGCGCAUCACUCAGCCUUUCUGGACCUCUUUCUUCCCAGCAGAGUUGGACAGUAGCACAUUCCAUGACGUUCCUGUACCUUCGUGAUCAGCCAGUUUCAGGACUGUCCCUGUUGACACUUCUCUUUAGUGCCAGCAAAAGGAGCCUUCUGUUUGUCAGGGGCCACUGAAUAAUCAAUAGCCACAAAUGAAAACUUUUUUCUUAGAGAAGAUAUCCAACUCCUUUUGCUUUUGGUUUGAGAAUCAAGGUUGUGUGCCUUUGUUUCAUUUGCCAUUUACCCAGUAUGCUCCAGUUCCAUACUACGGCCUGUGCAAGAAGAGGUACCUGGGAAAGAGGUAGGGAGCUCCAGAAGGAAGCUCAUUAGAAGAGUGGGUUUUAAAGUGACGUUUGCAAUUUUGCUUUUUAUGACUUUUCAGUUUGUCAUUGGAAAGGUGAGAAACUAUUUUGUUACCACCGCCUCAUUCUCCAGUGGCUUGACGGUUACCUCUGGGACCAGUAAUUGUUGAAGGGGCCCUUUUUUUCUAAUUAAGAUCUCUUUUGGCUUACUUUUAUUAGAGAUGCCUCUGAGUGGUUGGGUUUAAUAACACUGGAGGACAAAUACCACUAAGCUGCACCAAAGGUCCUCAGUGCCACCCCUCCCUGUGACACAGAAUAUAGGCGUUCUCCCGCUUGUGGUUUGCUUCACCACAUCUGUGGCUGCCAGCCGCUCUCUUGUGGGGCUGCUGGCCCCCAUCACGCCGGCAAAGUAACCUUGCAGUCUGCUCUGGAGAGGCCGAGGAUGCUGCUGACCAGGACUGGAUUGGGGAAAAGUUGGGAACAGGCCUUUCUCAAGAACCUCAACUCACUGCCUGGCCUGCUGAUACUCUUACCCAGUGGCUCCUGGAUAUUCCUUUCUGAUUCCGCAACCCAGACCACCUGCUUUUGGGAACCAGCACAGUUCAGUGAAGACGGCUGUGCGGUUCUGGAUCUGCUGGUGGGUAGGCUACUUACCUGUUGAACUUGUGCCUGUUAUUCACCCUGGCACUGAGGGUGUAGGCGAGGGCCUUUGUUCUCAAGUUAUUUAAAUGAAACCACGGCUUCUGAUUUUCCUGUCUGACCUGUUGCCAUCCCUGAGGAGAGGCCAACCUGACCCAGUUUGGACGUUUGGAUGGUCUGGGCAAGAGGUCUCCUGCGGCUGCUAGGACUGCCAUGGUGGACUGGCUGCCCAUCCCAAGACGCCACCUCUGGUUUCUCUUGGUGCUCGAAAUUGCAGGUUUUUUAAACUUAUGCUGCAGUAGCAGCAGCGUUCAGCUGUAAGGACUGGAGGAGGGUGAAAUCUUCCAUGGCCUCAUGGUCCUCUGCAGAGGUGCUGAGGAGAAUGUGACAACUCCAGCUUUCUGCCUCAGUGAAACACCAGAUUCCCCACAAAGCAUCUCCACCUGCUUUUGGAAAACACUGUUGUUCUUACACCUAGUCUGGGUAGGAGUUGUCAGCAUUUCAAACCAGCUGCUGAAACCAGCCUGUGGCCUUCGUUGUGCAGCUGCUCCCCACCCCAGAGCUGUCAGUGGUUAUUUUGAAUACAAAGUCCCUUCUAGUAGCGAUGAAAAGGGGGACCUACACCUUCUUGUCUGCCGCCUCUGGGAGGU
Trichechus manatus latirostris (Florida manatee) is the source of this 3880-nucleotide messenger RNA. RefSeq names its product ADP ribosylation factor like GTPase 10 (gene ARL10). The record is from RefSeq and is a predicted model, not a curated record. The transcript is spliced from 4 exons. NCBI's taxonomy places the organism in Eukaryota, Metazoa, Chordata, Mammalia, Sirenia, Trichechidae. Gene Ontology annotation, molecular function: GTP binding; GTPase activity. Bases 40 to 765 code for a protein of 241 amino acids.